Messenger RNA from Penicillium lagena, 1200 nucleotides. It is a transcript of the gene ecm33, whose product is annotated as GPI-anchored protein Ecm33. Lineage: Eukaryota; Fungi; Ascomycota; Eurotiomycetes; Eurotiales; Aspergillaceae. Gene Ontology annotation, biological process: fungal-type cell wall organization. Gene Ontology annotation, cellular component: plasma membrane; fungal-type cell wall. The coding region runs from base 1 to 1200 and encodes 399 amino acids. The record is from RefSeq and is a predicted model, not a curated record. The transcript has 3 exons.
AUGGCCUUCUCCAAGUACCUUCUGUCUGCGCUGGCAGUCACUCAAGUCGUCUUCGCCUCUUCUUGCGGUGACACCACCAUCUCCACUCAAAGCGAUGCCGACACCCUCGCCAGCGGCUGCCAGACCGUCAAGGGUGACAUCACCAUCGACAAAAGCUUCUCGGGCAACCUGGACCUCAGCAGCAUCCAGCAGAUUACCGGUAGCCUCACCUGCAAGAACUGCCCCAAUCUCGCCUCACUGUCCGGCGACAGCCUCAGCGCGAUCGGAGGCGACUUCAUCUUGAACGAGGUUGUUGGUCUGACCGCUCUCAACUUCCCGUUGUUGACUACCGUCCUGGGCAACAUCAAUUUUAUCGCCCUCUCCUCGCUGCAAUCGCUUGGAUUUGAUACCGGCGUGACCAAGGCCGGCGGCGUCCACAUUGAGAACACCAAGUUGCAGAGCCUGGACGGCAUCAGCCUGAGGACUGUUGGCAAGUUCGAAAUCCAGGCCAACAAUUUCUUGAAGUCCGUCAACAUCAAUAACCUGAUGAACGCCACCGAUGAGAUUGACUUCUCGGACAACUACGGCGGUCUCCAGAUUGAGUUCCCCAACCUGAGCUCAGGCACCAACAUGACCUUCCGUUCCGUCCAGACCCUCUCCAUGCCUUCGCUUAAGUCGCUCUCCAACGCUCUUGGCCUCUGGAACUGCCAGUUCGACUCGUUCUCCGCUCCCAACCUGACCACCGUUGGUGACCUGACCUUCUUCAACAACACCCAGCUCAGCAACAUCAGCAUGCCCCUUCUGAAGGAGGUUGAUGGCGGUUUUGAAAUCACCAAGUCUGAUCCCCUGAAGAACAUCAGCUUCCCCGCCCUGCAGAAGGUUACUGGCGCCAUUGACUUCAGCGGUGACUUCGGCUCGAUCAAAAUCCCGAAGCUUAACGAUGUUGAGGGUGCCUUCCACGUCGAGAGCACUGGUGAUAUCAAUUCCGACUGCGAUUUCUUCAAGGGUAUCAAGGCGCUUUCGAUCCACGGCCCGUAUACCUGCAAGGGGUCCAUUUCGGACCCUAAGACUCGUUCGGGAGUGUCCGGUACCUCCUCCUCCACUACCAGCGGUAGCGCAGCGAGCACGACCACCUCCGGUAUUGCUGUCGCCAACGGCGUCGACAUGCCUACCGUUGGUGUUGUUGCUGCUGCCUUCUACGCUCUUGCCCAGCUCUUCUAA